This is a messenger RNA of Physella acuta, 9546 nucleotides long. RefSeq lists its product as uncharacterized. The record is from RefSeq and is a predicted model, not a curated record. Gene Ontology annotation, molecular function: protein binding. NCBI's taxonomy places the organism in Eukaryota, Metazoa, Mollusca, Gastropoda, Physidae.
AACACAGGUGCACCGAAGACUGGUAGGUAAACACGUUUGUCUACCUUUACUUCACUUACACGGAUUUAAUUAGAUCACUUAAAAGGGAUACAUUUGUGAUUUUAGUGUUUAGUUGUGGAUUAAUUCUUGUGGAUUACUUAUUUUUCGCUCUGUUCGCGGAUCACCUGUCGGAGAAAAAAAUUGUGCUAGUUUUUUUUCUUUCUUGGUCCACAAUUCUCUUGUUUGAGGAAACAGCUUCUUUCAUUCUCGUGUCGCUGUGUCAGCCAGAUACCGAGGACUGUGUCGUGUGCUUUUUUUUUUCUAAUGUCACCGCUCCUAGUUUCACCUUAGUGGUGAAGAUUGUGUUUCAAUGGGAAAAGAUUUGGAUAUUCUUCAGGCUGUGAAAGACAAUGACCAGGCGAGUUUACAAAAGCUGUUGCAAAAGGCCUCGAAGCAGGCGAAAAACAAACUGAUCGGAAAUAAAAAACUGAACAUCAACUAUCAAGAUGGAGACGGAAUGUCCGCCCUCCAUCAGGCUGCGCUUAUGUCCAGUGCCCCAAUGUUACGGACAUUGCUGGACAAUGGAGCCUCACCUGGACUUAGGGAUAACAAAGGUAUGAUAGCGCUACACUAUGCCACCUGGCAAGGCGUCCCCCAGUCUGUCCAGAUUUUACUACAGAAAGGUUCCCCGGUCAACGAGCAGGCCCUCAACGGCGAGACGCCCCUGCACCUGGCCUCACAACAUGGACAUUUUGAAGUUGCGACCCUGCUGCUGAACCAGCACGCUGACCCCACCAUCUGCAACAAGGAGCUCAAGACAGCCCUCGACUUGGCCUGUGAGUUUGGGAAAACACGAGUGGUUGAGCUGCUGUUACGUAGCAAUCUUUGCCAGAAACUUCUGGAAGAUUCGCCCACGGAUAAUCUGGACAACAACCGGACGACCUGUUUACACCUGGCCGCUAGAGGCGGACAUGUCGAUAUAAUCAAGCUACUGUUGCAGGCUGGGAUGAACAUCAAUAGGUCAACCCUGAAGGGCACGUGUCUGCACGAGGCAGCCCUCGCUGGGAGAACGGAAGCUGUGAGGCUACUACUGGAUUGUGGGGUUGACGUGAACAAGCCGGACUCGUACGACCAGACGGCACUGGACGUGGUCAACAAGUUCUCCUCGUCCCACGCAGCCAAGGAUCUCAAGCACCUUCUCAAAGAAGCCAGCUGUGCGGUGUACGGACGAGCGGUCAAGGAUUACGCCAACGUCUACGACCCUGGGAGUCUGGCCUUCAAAGAAGGGGACAUAAUCACGGUGCUUGAGCAGAAGACCGACGGGAUAUGGCGAGGGUAUGUUUUCCACGAGGGCAGGAUGGCAAAGACAGGCAUGUUUCCUGCCAAUCAUAUCGUGCUCAUUGAUAGUAAAGUGGUGGCCAGACAACAACAGCAGCAACAACAGCAGAAAAAGACCGGACACAUGUACGGUCCGGUGCCGGACCUCCUGAGCCGGGGACCGGUCUACAGCCCGGCGCACCAGUACAACAACAACAACGGCGGCAGCGAACGGGGCUCCAUCGAGAGCUCCGGCACGGACGACAGCCACCCGUCCACCCCGCACAGCUUCCCCUCCACGCCCAGCUCCAACUACCCGCCGCCGCCCUCCUCCCUGCUGGCGUCGUACCCGCCCCGGAGCCCGCUGACCAGAGACCAAAGCGGCGCCGACUCUGGAUUCUCCAGCUCUCAGAGUUUACCGCAGUACACGCCCUCGUCUCCAGCCGGACCUCAGCAGUUUGGAAAGUCACCUUUCGCCUUUGGACCAACCGUGACACCUGCCAACGGCAACGUGCAGCAUCACCUGAACGGCAACGGCCCUGAGUACCACCACCAUCAACACCACCAUGGGGAGUGGCCUCCUGCCCCCACUUCCCUUCCAAGCAUGGGCGGGGUGGGGGGCGACAUGAGGGGAGCCAGUCCAGCUAAAGACAGCCCAGGCCAUAGUAAUCGUAACAGCGCGGCCAGUAGUGACAGUGGGCGAGGCUUCAGUACUGGACACAUAGAUGUCAAGCCAGUGCACAGUUAUGUGAACGUCCAUGUAAACAACCAACAGCACAGACUCUCUGGCCAGAGCUACGAGUCCGGCGUCUCGUCCAGACAGAGCUACCACAGCACGUCCAGUUCCAGCCUAGGUAGCCUGGACCGCUUGGAGGAGCCAGGCUACACAUCCACAAUCAACGUCGCUCAGCUUUUCCAGGCAGGAGUGCCUGAUAACGAGGUACUCCAUGCCUGGCUUCAUGACCUGGGAUAUGUGGAUUACUACCCACUUUUUCUUCAGGCAGGCUACGACAUGCCAACAAUAUCUAGAAUGACCCCUGAAGACCUGACGGCCAUUGGCAUCACAAAGCCGGCCCACAGGAAGCGGCUCAAAAGUGAGAUAGCUCGGCUCAACAUACAUGAUGGCAUACCUGACUACAGACCUAAUGACCUGAUGGAAUGGCUCCACCUUCUAGGACUGGGCACCUACUUGGACAUCUUAUGUGGCCAGGGUUACGACAACAUUGAUUAUGUCACAGACAUCACCUGGGAAGAUUUGGAGGAAAUUGGCAUACAAAAAUUGGGUCACCAAAAGAAAAUUAUGUUGGCUAUUGACCGCCUGAAGAGGAUCACUUCUGGGGUCAAGCGUCUGUCCACCGUAGAUGGAAGAACAGCUUCAUUAGAGCUACUGGAGCCCCCUCCACCAGCUCCCCCCAUCACAGGGAGGUGGUCAGGCGGGGAGAUCUCCUCCAGCCCCCAGCACAUCUACGACGGGGCGCUGGGCGGGGCCAGGCCCAAGAAGUCACCGUCAGGGGACAGUAUCAGCACCACCAGCAGCGGAAACAGUGGGAGCAGCGCAGGCAGCGGGGCCCACAGUGGCGGAGCCGGCGGGGAAAUGAGAGUGAUUCCACUGCCCAGGGAAGACGCAGGUUUAGCAGGUGCCAUCCCGUACAGGCACAACUCUACAGGCAGUGUGGGCAGCUUGCAGCCGGACGUCGUUGCCAUCCAGGUCAAGCGGAACAUGCGGUCAAGCACUUCUGAAGACAAGCGUGACCAUAACGGUCAAACUCUGAUGUACCACUCCUUCCAGGGUCCAAUGAGGAGGUCCUCGGAUAACGACGUCUUUAAUGAUAAUCCAGGGGACAUUGAUAACACCCACUACCAGAUACUACCAAACUCUGUGGUGGACAAACGUAAACCCAUAGCUAAAGUCAUCGGUCAGCCUGAAGCAGAAAAGCAUGAAUCGGAAAUUAAUUCCGAUGGAAACAAGGUGUAUUUAACCAACGCAGGCCCAAAAAUUAACAAUAACAACAAUGCUCUGAGAGUGGAAACAGGGGAGCAUAUCUACGAUACUCCCCAAAUUUCUCAGAAGUCUCCCAAGCCCUCUCUUGCCCCGUAUAGCGGAAAUGGCAACAUUUCUGAUUCCUUGCACGUCAUCACAGUUAGUGACCCAAAUUUUCCAUCGUCCAAUCCUGUAUCUCCGGGAAGUAAAGGAGGCAAGAAAAUACCACCUCCUCCACCAAAACGCACACAUUCUAUCAGAGAGGAGACGACUCCCUUGUCCCAGAGUGCACCUGGCUCACCAAGCAGACAUCCUCUGGCACCGACUACCAUCACUGUGUCAGCGUCGGUCCACCCACAUCCUACGACUAUCAUUGCCACCAAGCAGGCCCCUCCUCCUGUCAUGCAGAAGCCACAGAAGCCUCACUCACCAGCUGUGGCUAGCAAGUUUCAACAGCAGCUGCAACAGGCUCAACAACAGCUGCAUCCACAGCAACAGCCCCUGCAUCCGCAGCAACAGCUGCAUCAACAGCAGUUGAACCAACAGCACCUGCACCAGCAGCAGAUUCACCAGCAACAGCAGUUGCAUCAACAGCAACAACAACAGCUGCAUCAACAACAGCUGCAUCAACAACAACAGCUGCAUCAACAACAGCAGAUGCAUCAACAACAGCAGAUGCAUCAACAACAGCAGUUGCACUCCCAGCAGCCUCAACAACAGGUUCUACCUAACCACCAGAAUCAUCCACAACAACAGCCAGUCCUGCCACAACAACAGGUCUUACCCCAACAACAAGUCCUACCCCAUCAACAGGUCCUACCCCACCAAGUCCUCCCCCACCAGCAAGUCCUACCCACCCAACACCAUCUAAAUCCUGUACAACAGCACCCAGCACAACUUAUCCCUCCAGUUGCUCAAAAACCUGUUUCACCCAAACCUAUUCAGCCACACAAGAUGAUCAUUGCUGCCCCGCCCACCCACGGCUCCCAGGGCCAGGCUCAAGCCCCGCCCCAACAACCAGCCGUGUUUGCCAAGCCCAAAGUCUCGGCCCUACAGCCCCACGUACAGCAGCUGAUUCAACCCAAGUCACCCUUGCCCACCAAGUCUCCUCUUGCGUCCACAGUGACCAAUGUGCCUAAACAACAGCAUGUCCUGCCUCAUCCAUCCCACACCCAGCCCCUCCCUGGUCAGCAGCAGCAGCAGCCCACAGUACCACCCCAGCAUUCAACACCUGCGGCUGGACCACCCCAAGCCCAGGCGUUUGCCAGCUGUGUUAAAAGCUUAUCUGAGAAGUUUGGCAAACAGAACGAGGAAGAAGACCAGUUCCCUGACAACGUGUCCACCGACAGCGACGACUUCCCACCACCGCCGCCUCCAAUAGCCAUGGACAUCAUCACACCAAAGAUCCACAACUACGGCAUCCCAUCCUCCAGAGACAGGGGAAAACCAGACUUCUGCAUCCACCAACGAGACUACGCCAAUAAAACCAGACCUAACCCUGGCAGAAAUUUCAUCCAGCCAACCGGCCACCAGCGCCCUACAGGUCACGUCAUGCCCGUCGCCCCCAUGACUAAAUCAAUGACUGAACACAACCCAGCCAGCGCAAGUGUCCAGUUGCGGAAAGCCGCGAUCCUCUCCUCAACUAACUCACCUUCUGGGAGUGACCUCGAGCGCACGCCUGAACCGGACAGCGUUCACGCCAUCAGUAACGACAAGCGCAGUGAGUCCACAACCAGCUUUGAGUCCAACUCCUCCUCGUCUAGCGUUGACUCUAACACCUUGCCUUUUGCCAAUGAGAACGUAGGUACAAUCAAACAACGAGCUGCCAACACAAAGCCCUCCAUCGUCCAGUCAGUGGACAUGGAUGGCGGACAGCGCAAUGUUGACCUUAACUCUGAUAUUUUUGAGAAGGAAUCUCUAAAAACUAUGCCUGGAUACUCUAGCUCAUACCCUCAGCAUGUAAACAUGGCUGCAAGCGACUCCUCUAGGUCCGUAGUCUACAAUGGCAGUCCUCAGAGCCCCCGUACACAACACUAUCAGAAACAGCUUAACCCUACAGGUGCAGUUAGGCCGCCAGUACCAAACAAGAAACCAACUCUGAGUCCAAAACCAUCCAGGACAGGUGUGGAGACAUCUACACCACAGCAAACACCUGCUGCAGACAGCCAAAAAGCCCAGAGUUCUGGCAAUGUCCUGAGUGAUAUUGAUGACAUGCUGCAAGGCCUGACAGACGAGCUGGACGCCAUGUUGGAGGAGGAAAUGGCCAGCUGAUGACCAGGUGUCCCCAAGCUUAGCUUUAAUAUCUGUCUUCAUUUUUGGAUCUGAUUUAUUCUUCAUCACUCCAGUCUUAUUCAAGCUUGCAUUUCGUCUUCAUUAUAAAAAUAUGCUAUAGUUGAAUAUGUUGUAGAUUUGUAAAGCUGUUAGAUGGAUAAUUUAUUUAUCUUCCAUUUUUUAAGCUGAUCUGUUUGAUUCACAACUAGUUCUCUUUUUUUUUUUUACUGGUACAUCAAGUUUUAAACAAGAGUUGAUUUUUUUUUAAUUAGAAGACUAAGGUAAACUUGUUUUUAUUUAAUCUGUUGAACCUGUGUUGCUAUUUUAAGACAUGAUCCCAUUGUGAUUACUGAAUGAUUAUCUGUGUGUGUGGUUUACUUCACACUCUGUUGUAGAUGUUGUAGGGGGCUUCCACCAGUUUUAUUUUAAACUUAUUUUAAAAACUAUCCAUACUCAACCUUUGUUGAAGGCCUAAAAGGCCAAAUGAAAUUAAUUUUAUUUGAAUAGAUUUUAUGUAAUGAAAUUGUUAGAUUUUUUAAAAUAUACACAGGAAAAAUAUGCAAUAGUUUUUUGUUUUAAAUAUCAAAAUGAUAAAUUUAAAAAAAAACAACAAUGGCACUCUAGAUCUACCUCACCUAAAGACAUUAUCCUCUAUUUUUUUUUUUCAUUUUUCUAAAUUUGUUACUCUAAAAUUUAUGUGACAACAAAUUAGACUUAAAAUCUUAAUUUUGUUCACUAAUGAAUCUUUACAGUCGGUAACCAUUAUCUAUUUUUCUGAAAUUCGAAGCCUGUUUAAACUUUAUUUUUUUUAACACAAACUUGAAUACCACUAUCAUUAGAUACUUAAAUUUCUAUUUUAGUUUUCUUUGGAUAAUAGCAUGAAGUAAACUUAAAAUUGAUCUAUGCCAGUAUUUUUACUUAAAAAUUAUAAUGUCUUUUCAUCUAUUGUUUUCUGUUACUUUUUUAAAUGUUUCGAGCAUUACAGAUUUGUUUAUGUGUAAUGAAGUUUAAAAAGUGACAAGCAUGUGUGUAAUGACGUUAAAAAGUGAGAAGGAUGCGUAUAAUAAGAAAAUGUCAUAUAUCAUCAGGUUUCGUCUUGUUUUCUUGGAAUGAAUUCUCCCGCUGUGUUCGUCAUAGUGUGGCCAUUUAUUCCGCUGCUUGUAAUCUAGUUUUAGUACAAGUAUCUUUGAUGGUAAUCAUUUCUUUUUUUUUUUACUUCAUUCUGUAAAUGUUUAAAAAUUAGUUAACACUUGGAAAAUGUUUUUUUAUUUACAAUUCGCCAAUCAGAUUUUAUGUUAUACUUAUUAUAGUUCACAAAAAGCUAGUGAUAUUCAGUACAUAAAGUGGCAGUUGGCCAAAAUAUUUGAAAUGUCGAAGUUGAGAAUUUUGUCUGUGUGCCACUGAUGUUUGAACCUGCAACUGUUGUUUUACUUUGUUCAUAAUACAUCACAUGUCUCAGGACAACAUCCUUAUCAUCUGUCUCGGGUUGGGUCAUGACCCGCACUUAGCCCUAGUUGAACUAGCUUCAUCAUAUAACGAGUCCUUUUCAGGGACAUAGAAAGUAGAAUCAGCUUGUGAUCCUUUUUUUUUUUUUGCAGAACUAGUGGGUUUUUUCAUACAUACUACACUCAUCAUCAUUCAUUAUUGCAAAUAUUUUAUCUUUUGUCCAAAUUUCUCUUCAAUUUGUUUUUUUUUUGUUGUAAAAACCAAUCAACUGUAAAUGGAUCUGUGUAAUUUAAAAAGUGUGAUAACAGUUGAACCACACUGUACAGAUGUUUUUUUUGUUCCUGGAUGUAACGUACAGCACCUGAACUCACAGGUGUUGACAGGUGUUUUGUUGUUUUAAUCUAAUCACCUAAUGAUGAAAAGACCUUGAUAUCAAAUAUCAGUACAUUAAUGUUUCCAAUAAUCAAGUAACCUUAUCUAAUAUUGUUAAUCAAAAGCUUUAUUUAUUGUUUUUCAUCAUAAUUGUUUGUAUUAUUUUACUGUCGUUAGGCCAACAUAUUAAAAAUUGUUUUAAGACUUAUGUUUUAUUCUGCUUUGGGGGAAAGCUUUGAAAGAGAUUUAGACUUCAAAGUGAUAGUUAUAAUUUGCAUGUCUUAAAUUUGUCAUACACAAAUGAUCUGACCACGGACAGCUAAUUUCUGUUAGAGAUAGUCUACCAAAUGCUCUAUUACACUGUUUACCCUCCUUAUGGAUUCAGCUAUUUAGUACUUACCAGUUUUUGCAAUAUUCCUGUUACCAAGUUAACUUGAGCCCUACUUCAUCUACCCCUUGGACCAUCAGGUCUGAAAGAAUAUCACAAUAAAAGUUUAUUAUAUGCAUGUAUUUGUUUUUUACUAAACAAUACAAGCACAUUUUACAGUUGAAAAAAAUAUUUCUUAAAAAUAAUUAUUCAAUAGACUUUUUCCCCUGAUGAACAUAGUUGGUGUGAGUUAGUCUAUUACUGCACAUCAGUUCAGAUGAAAUAAGAAGUGAAUUAAUUAUAAUGUGUAUGGUCUAGAGAUCUGAGAAAUCAGUUUAUUUUAUCCACAUUAAUCGUUGGAAUAGACAACAAAUUCUUGUCAUGUGUACAAAAUGUGUGUAAAUAAUGGUUUCUCAAGAUGAAACAUUUUUUUUUUUAUUUGUUUCAUAAAACUAAUCAGUUACUUUGUUCUUGUGAAUGCAAGUUUUGAAUAUUUCAAGCAGAAGUGCAAUUAUGCAUCAGUCUAAAAAUGUGCAUGGACCAUUUAAAUCAAUUAUAUUUAUAUUUUUCUAAAUGUUCCAAUUUGUGCAUGCAGGAAUUAGACAGGGUAAAAACUAAAUAUUUCUGUACUUACAUUUUUGUGUCAAAAAGUUAGCAAAAUUGAUUUUGGAUGUCAACCGCUAAUAAUAAAUAAGUAUGGUAAAUUAAAGCAAAUUAAUUUUUACGCUUUGAAUGUAGUUUGACGAUGUCGUAGCUGUUGUAGGUAUACCCAUAAUGCAUUUUUUUUAAAUAUAUAAUUUUUUAUUGGUCAUUAUGAAAGUGUUGUCUUAUCUAAAUAUAGAACCAUUUGUUUUAAAACCAACCACAGGCAAAGUUUUGUGGUUUGAAUUCUGUGUACACUUGUAAACUUCUGUGUUUUCUCAAUCACAGUUUUGAAAUGAGAAGAUUCCUCCUCUCUGUAUAACAGUUGGUACUGUUUCAUAGUACUGCUGGGAUAUUUCAUGUUUUCUUCUAUAGUGUCUCUUUCUUGUGGUAUCUUUCUUUUGGCUGUGAUUUAAACCAAAUGUUCUGUUUGAAUAUUUGAAAUAGGAAUGCAUUUUUGUUUACAACAACAACACACGAUUGAUAGUAAUGUGGUUGUAAGUUGAAUUGUAGUUAGAUGACCUUUAAGUUAAGUGAUAGUUUAGAUUAUUGUAAAGUGAAACUUAAACACUUAAAAGAAAAUAAUAGUUACAAAAAAAAAAUGAACUGUGAUCUUUGGCAGCAAUCAAUUUUCUUUUACAUACCAAUAGGACUCUAAACAUGGUGUCCAUGGUUUGAUAACUUUUUUAAAAGAUUCUAUCAUAAUAGGUAGCACUUGGUGAUCCAGGAAUAUGUGUGAUACAAUGUUUUGAAUUAUUUUAGUGCACAAAAUAGAUCAUUUGUUAAUUCAGCAGCAAAUGAAAUAAAAAACAAAAAUGGCACCCUAUUAAAUCUACAGUUCUUAACCGUGUAAUUUUUUAUCUUUUACAUAUCAUUAUCUGUCUAGAAUACAUUUUUGUGCACUGUUGAUAAAUGUGGCAAUGAAUUUGUUUAAAUAUUACUAUGUAAAUAAUUAUUUAGGAUAGAAUAAUUAUUUGAUUAAUUCAAUCUUGUUUGGUUGUUCAUUUGACUCAGCAAUGUACAUGUACUGAAAAUUUGUUUUCUUAAAUAUACAUUUUCUGUCAUUUCCAAAAAAAAAAUUGCUUGUGUAGGAUAACUCUCAAUCUUCAUUUCAUUACAUUACGCUGCAUUUGCAUCAGCAAUUGAACAUUGGAAAAUUAAAACAUUUUGA